AUAAACACGCGAGGGUUGGCCAUUGGUGGGUCGGCCGGAAGAGUAAGCAAGCACCAGAAAGCGUCUGGCAGCCAGAGGUUGGGAGCGUGUCUCUCUGUGGCAUUCAUUCGAAGUCUCCGGCGCACCGUCCCUUCCUCAUUCGUCGGUCCUCCUCCAUGGCUCUCCCAGAGACCUCACGCCGUAACUCUCUGAUCCCUACCUUCCUCUACUCUCCCUCCUCCCCCAAAACCUUGCAUCUCCAGAACAUGCUCAACUCUACCUCCGCCGCCGGCUCUUCUUCGGCUUCCAAUAUCGAAGUCGGAUCGCCCAGGCCCAACUUCAUGAUUCCCGCUCCAAGUGAGCCUGGUAAGAUCCAGAUGUACUCGCCUGCCUUCUAUACUGCUUGUACUUUCGGUGGAAUCCUCAGCUGUGGUCUCACUCACAUGGCGGUUACACCUCUUGACCUUGUCAAGUGUAAUAUGCAGAUUGACCCUGCAAAGUACAAAAGUAUCUCGUCUGGAUUUGGAGUAUUGCUUAAAGAGCAGGGAUUUAGGGGUUUCUUCAGAGGCUGGGUGCCUACCUUGCUUGGUUACAGUGCUCAGGGUGCUUGCAAGUUUGGUUUUUAUGAGUUCUUUAAGAAGUAUUAUUCUGAUAUUGCCGGUCCAGAGUAUGCAGCCAAAUACAAGACCUUGAUCUACCUUGCUGGUUCAGCGUCUGCUGAGGUUAUUGCUGAUGUUGCGCUUUGCCCCUUGGAGGCUGUAAAGGUUCGAGUUCAAACUCAGCCUGGUUUUGCUAGAGGUUUGGCUGAUGGGCUCCCAAAAUUCGUUAAAUCUGAAGGAACCUUGGGGCUGUACAAGGGACUUGUUCCUCUCUGGGGACGCCAAAUCCCGUAUACAAUGAUGAAGUUUGCUUCUUUUGAGACUAUUGUCGAGUUGAUCUAUAAGCAUGCCAUCCCCACGCCAAAGAAUGAGUGCAGUAAACCUCUGCAACUUGGUGUUAGUUUUGCUGGGGGAUACAUUGCUGGUGUAUUUUGUGCUAUUGUAUCUCAUCCUGCUGACAACCUCGUCUCCUUCCUGAACAAUGCCAAGGGAGCUACAGUUGGUGACGCUGUGAAGAAGCUUGGUUUGUGGGGUCUUUUCACCCGUGGACUCCCUCUCCGUAUUGUUAUGAUCGGAACUCUCACUGGAGCUCAAUGGGGAAUAUAUGAUGCUUUCAAAGUUUUCGUGGGGCUGCCAACCACUGGUGGUGUUGCUCCUGCUGCCGCUCCUGCAUCUCAGCUAGCCAAGGCUUAGAAUCUCCAAUGAAGCGAGAUACGAGUUCAUUUCUACCCGCUAGAUCACUUAGAAAACCAACGCAAAGACCAUAAAUAAAGUAAGUGCUGAAGUUGCCUGAGUUAGCUCACGCUCGGUUGGUAAUAUUUUUUUCAAUUUCAGACUUCUGUUACCAAUUUUCAUGUCUCGAGUAAUUAAUUCUUUUGGGAUGGUUUUGCUCUCAUCCUUAGUGCUGAACAUUUUAGUUAGGGAUGAUAUAGUUUUGCGUGUUAGAAUCAUUCAUCCCAUGGAAAAUGUGAUACACAUUUUCUUUCUAAUCUCUGCAAAAAUAUGGACACGUGCAAUGCAUAAAUUGUGACUUUUUCCCCCUUAAACUAUUUUAUUGGAUGUUCAUGAUUGAA
Molecule: messenger RNA, 1651 nt
Organism: Prosopis cineraria
Lineage: Eukaryota; Viridiplantae; Streptophyta; Magnoliopsida; Fabales; Fabaceae
Product: mitochondrial phosphate carrier protein 3, mitochondrial-like
Exons: 6
Coding region: 156-1271 (371 amino acids)
Biological process (GO): mitochondrial phosphate ion transmembrane transport
Cellular component (GO): mitochondrial inner membrane
Molecular function (GO): phosphate transmembrane transporter activity
Source: RefSeq, a predicted model, not a curated record